Molecule: messenger RNA, 315 nt
Organism: Gamsiella multidivaricata
Lineage: Eukaryota; Fungi; Mortierellomycota; Mortierellomycetes; Mortierellales; Mortierellaceae
Exons: 3
Coding region: 1-315 (104 amino acids)
Source: RefSeq, a predicted model, not a curated record
AUGGUCGGCUGGGACGCAAAGGGAACUUACCGUGUGCAGCGUGGAGCUUCGUUGAUGGCUGCUUCUAGUUCUGGACCCUCGGGUAACCGCACCAACAGUUCCCCGAACGAGUUUUUUCAGUUCAAAUACAACUUCCAGCCCGAAUCUGUGGACAAGUCCCGGCCUGGAGGAUUGGUCGGGAACGGCGAGACCUUUGAACUGGAAUUCGCCGGCAGCAGUGGCGGAUCCUCGACAGCGGCAUCGGCAUCGGCAUCGGAUCAGAUCCAUAAUGGCCCCGUGGCCGUGAUCAAUGGAGCUGGAGAACCGGAAGCAUAA